UAAUUUGGUUUGAGGACAACAGCUAGACCGAGGAUGAAUCCAUUACACCGGAAGGUUCUCGAUCAACACAGGAAAGCUCUGGUACAGGACUUAAUCCUGACCGAAGACUUCAGGGCGGAGCUACGUCAAUCUGACCUUUUCCCGGAGGGCAUGAUUGACCUGAUCAUGGCUGAAAGAAUCAGAGGAGAGAGGGUGCUAAAGAUGCUUGAGCUGCUCCCAACCAGGGGCCCUACAGCAUUUGACACAUUCCAGUCCAUUCUAGAAAAGGAUUAUCCUUGGCUUCAAAAAGGCCUUCAGGAGGAUCUGGACAAGGAAAUAGCAGCACAACAACAACAUGUUCGCUGCAGUUCAGACCAUGACCAUGAAAACCAUGUUGUCAGAAGUCGAGCCUCAUCUUUCCUCCACAAAAAGUUUGGGCAAAGUCGGAAAAUAUCAGAAAAAGAUAAGCGUGCCAUAGAGAAAUGGCUGUCAGACUGUGUUCAAGAGGAGAGAACCCUGUGGAAGCAAAAGUUGGAAAACCAAGCACGAAGCAAUGCUCGAUCUACAGAAAAAGGCAUGGAGGAUAUAUCCUCGCAGAUAGAGAUCCUCAAUCUGAAACUAGAGAUGUGUUUGUUUGAUUCCACCCAGACCGGGGAGGAGGAUGAAGAAACGGCUGUCAAGUCCAAACUGCAUCGUAAUUUAAAACCUGAGGACGCGAUCCUAUACCUGGAUCAGAACAUUAACAAUGUGCGUGAAAAGCUGCGAUCUUUGAGCACUGAUCAAGAAAGGUGUCUUCAGGUGGCCUUGGUAGACAUAAAUCCAGGCGAAGUGGGCGCAGCACGAGUUAAUCCGUCAUCCUCAACAUCGGUUUACAAAGAAGUGGUCCGAAUGAAACGAUAUUAUGAGAAGAAGAUUCAAGACAUUUUGACUGAGAAAGAAGCUGUUGAAUGUCUACAGAAAGAAAAAAUCGAGGAGUUAAUGGCCGAUAACCUUGAUAUGAUUGAGGCGAGGAACAAGCAAAUGGAUGAAACUAGGAACAACCAAAAAGAGAUGUUCAGCCUACAGAUGAAAAAGGGCAAACUGGAGGAGCGGAUCCAGAGGCUAGAAGCAACGAUCAGAGAGCAGACCAAAACUAUCGAGAAUAUGAAAAGUCAUCUGAACAGCACUCAAAGACACAAAGACAAACCUCUGAGUAACCAAAGUAACUGGCAAAUCAUGAGAGGUCAAAGGGGAACCCUGGCUUCACAGAGAACCAAACGCCGAAUUCUCUCCAAAGUGAACAGCACAUACUUGACCGAAACGACAAAGCCUUUGAACAAAACAACGAAGGAAUAGACGCUUGACAAGACAAUGACUUUGUACAGUCACACUGGAUCAGUAUUGCAUGCACGUCAUCUUAAAUGUGCAAGACAACGACAGAAAGAGAAGUGAUGUCUGAAAAGCCCAUACAUGUAUGUAGUUUUGUUGUCAAUGGUGAGAAAAACGACCUGAACCAGAUAUUAUAUAAAUAUAUAUCACCAGUGAAUAUAUACAUGUUUUCAACUUUUCCUGGAACUCUGGAUACCACAAGGAAUAUUACUGACUGAAGUAUUUUGCUUGAAUUUGGAUUUCUGUAUUUCUUUUUGUGAAUAAGAGAUUCCUGAAUCCAAACAUUAUGUCAUUGCAAAAAACACUGAUGCAUUUCAUAAAUAACAAAACCCAAAAAUGUUUUUUUUUACAUUACAUCAACUUGGAUGUUUGUUCUUCAGUUUGGACAUCAGUGUGUUACAUGAAUGCAAACUUGGAUGUUUGUUCUUCAGUUUGGACAUCAGUGUGUUACAUGAAUGCAAACUUGGAUGUCUGUUCUUCAGUUUGGUCAUCAGUGUGCUAGA
Molecule: messenger RNA, 1850 nt
Organism: Liolophura sinensis
Lineage: Eukaryota; Metazoa; Mollusca; Polyplacophora; Chitonida; Chitonidae
Product: rootletin-like
Exons: 3
Coding region: 34-1314 (426 amino acids)
Biological process (GO): regulation of apoptotic process
Molecular function (GO): death domain binding; protease binding
Source: RefSeq, a predicted model, not a curated record